This is a messenger RNA of Insectozyma verbasci, 939 nucleotides long. The record is from the annotation of a GenBank genome assembly. Lineage: Eukaryota; Fungi; Ascomycota; Pichiomycetes; Serinales; Debaryomycetaceae.
AUGUCUUACCGUGGUCCAAAUCAAUUUAAUAAUCAAUUUAAUCAACCAAAUCAUCAAUUUAAUCAACCACCACAACCUCAUCCACAUAUUGGUCCUAUCUCCUCAAACAAAUCCUUUUUUGAACAAUUUGAAAAUUUUAGUAAAAAAAUUGAAGAUUUAAUUGAUCAAUAUUUUCAACCUUUAAAGCCAUACGUACCAGCAAUUGGACGUGCUUUUUUAGUUGCUACAUUUUAUGAAGAUACAAUUAGAAUUUUUUCACAAUGGAAUGAACAAGUUUAUUAUUUACAUAGUUAUCGUAAAUUUUGGAGAUGGUUUGUUGUAUUAUUUUUAAUUAAUAAUAUGUUAAUAAUGUCAAUUUGUUCAACUUUGGUAAUUUUUAGAAAGAAGAAUAAUUUUGCUACAAUUGCGUUGAUUAUUGUUGUUCUUGCACAAGGAAUCGCAUAUGGUUUAUUAUUUGAUGGUCAAUUUAUAUUAAGAAAUUUAUCAGUUGUUGGUGGUUUAGUUCUUGCAUUUUCUGAUACUAUAAUUAGAGAUAAACGAUCAUUAAAUAUGCCGGGUUUACCAAUGUUGAACAAUCAAGAUAAUAAGAAAUAUUUCUUACUUGCUGGUAGAUUAUUAUUAGUCUUGUUGUUCCUUGGAUUUGUUUUCUCAUCUGAAUGGUCAUUAGGUAGAGUUUUGAUUAUUCUUGUUGGUUUAUUAAGUUGUGGUUCUAUUAUAAUUGGUUAUAAGACUAAAUUUGCUGCUGCUGUUAUGUUAGUAUUAUUAUUUAUUUAUAACUUAUUUACUAAUCAAUUUUGGACUUAUCAAGCACAAGAUGCAAGAAGAGAUUUUCUUAGAUAUGAAUUUUUUCAAGUUUUAUCAAUUGUUGGUGGUUUAUUAUUGGUUGUUAAUGCUGGUGCUGGUGAAUUCUCAAUCGAUGAAAAGAAGAAGAUCUAUUAG